This is a messenger RNA of Diutina rugosa, 2574 nucleotides long. RefSeq names its product Arp8p (gene ARP8). The transcript has a single exon. Gene Ontology annotation, biological process: regulation of DNA-templated transcription; double-strand break repair. The record is from RefSeq and is a predicted model, not a curated record. Gene Ontology annotation, cellular component: Ino80 complex. Bases 1 to 2574 code for a protein of 857 amino acids. Lineage: Eukaryota; Fungi; Ascomycota; Pichiomycetes; Serinales; Debaryomycetaceae.
AUGGAUAAUAGCUCACCCCCGCCGGUGCUCAAACGUGAGGAGACGCCGAUGGAGCCAAUCGCUCCUGACGACACCAAUGCUGCUCUUACGACCGAAUCUGCGCAAGCGACUCCCGCGGCUGAGGAUACUGAAGAUGGGGCGACCGCCGAGCCCGAAGUCAAACGACCGAGGAAGGCCACUGCCAAAAGAAGUCUGGCUGAAGCAAAUCGCAAACGAAAGGACGACAAAGCUACUUCUGCUGCAACUUUGGCUCAACUUGGCCGAGAUACUGGUAUCUCUAGGGCAGAAGAAGAGAACGGCUUUGCGUUGACACUGGUGCGGUCAACGCCCCUCAUCAAUCAAAAGAACUACUUCACCGACUAUCUUAAAAAGGACGAACAGGUGGGGUUCAUUCGCACAUGGAGGAAAGAACGAGAUUUCGUAACGAGGGUGAAGAAGGGUCAGGUUGAUGAGCAGACACUUGAAGAUGCUAUCAACGGCAAUAGUGAUAUUUGCAAUUUCGAGUAUUUUGAUGUCAACGAGGUCGUCAGUGAGAUGAACAAGAAUAAAUCCACUCCGGUCACGCUGAAUACUGAGGAUCCUAUCAAAGACGAUGAUGAUGAUGACGAUAUUGAUGACGAUGAAGAAGGUGGUGAUAAGUCAAAAAAUGGCUACGAUGUCAUUGUAAUCCAUCCGGGAUCUCUGUACACACGGAUCGGUCGUGCUACAGAUACUGUGCCAAAGGCUGUACCUACCGUUAUUGCUGUUCCCACAACUAACCCUCCGCAUCAAGAUGGCGAACCGCAACCUCAUCGUGAUAACUCUGCAGAAUCGGUGACCUUUGGUGAAGAGUUUGACUCGAUCAAAGAGGUGAUUAAUAAAGAUUUCCGGGCCCGCAUGAAAUACUACAAACGCCGUAUUCUACCAAAUUCUCACGAAACCGCGUGCAACUUCAAUCGCAAACAAUCUUACGAAGAAAUACCUGACCACAAUGAUCCCGACAAAGUUGAAUGGAUCAACUUGAGUGAAGAUAAAUACAAAGACCACAAAUUCUUUGUGGGCGACGAUGCGCUCAAGCUUCCUAUCGACUCGAAAAUGCCCCUGGGGGCAUACCCUCAAUGGAAAUUGAGAUACCCAAUCGUUGAGGGUCGCUUUAACGAGAACCUGCCCGAUUACAAUCUGCCCCAAGAAAUUAUGGGUGAUUUAACAAAUAUCAUCGUUCAAUCUUUAAGUGAUCAGGAUGUUACAAAUCUUGAUAAACUCAAAUGCAUUUUGAUUAUCCCUGAUUUGUACGAUAAGACGUAUGUUGAAACUUGGAUGCUGAUAAUCUUGAAGUUGGUGGGUUUCCUGAGAGUUGGUGUUAUCCAAGAGCUGGUGGCGGCUACGUUUGGGGCCGGUGCUACGCUGGCAUGUGUUGUUGAUGUUGGCGCUCAGACUACUCUGAUAGCAUGUGUUGAAGAAGGGAUGAUUGUCAACGAUCUGCGGAUCCGCCUCAACUAUGGUGGUGAUCAGGUUACUGAGCUUUUUAUGAAAUUUUUACUUGAAGGAAACUUUCCUUACAAUGACAUCAAUUUGAGACGCCAUAAUGAUGACUGGCAGCUUGCUCAACAGCUUAAAGAGCUGUAUUGUACCUUCCAAGAUGCCGACAUUGCCGUUCAGCUUUACAACUUUUACAAGCGGAAGCCAUACGAAACCACAAAGAAGUAUGAUUUUAAGGUCUUUGACUCCGUGAUGAUGGCCCCUUUGGGAUUGUACUUCCCUAAGAUUUUCGGAGUCAACCCGACACUGAUUCCCGAGUUGGCGCUGACGAAUGAUUUGGAAACUGCCGGGCGCCUUUUCUCCGUUCUGGUCGACCAAUAUUCCGACACAUAUGAUAAUCCGGUUCUGAGAUCUCAACAACUCUUGGGUGAACGGCCUCCCUAUUCUGAUCUUACCGAUGAGCAAACGUUGUUGAAGUUGUGCGAUUUCAAGCCUUCCGGGCCUCCUGCGGGCCCCGACCCUCAGCUCUCGGCUGUACUGCUCGAGAAGGCAAUCAUUGAACUGAUUACAAACACAGGGUUGUCGCUCGAUAUGAGCAAGACGAAAAAGAUGUAUGACAAUUUGCUCAUUGUUGGCGGUGGACUCGCGACUAUACCAGGUUUUGACCUGGUGCUUGCCGAUCGGAUCAGCAUAUGGAGACCUAAGUUUUUGAGCACUGACAACACGGCAAAGGUUAUAGAAUUUGCUAAGAAGGAGCUUAAAAGGGGUGAGGAUAAAUGGGUCGAGCUUAUUAAUGAGCUUAAACUUCAGCGCAGAACUCUGCCAGACCAAACUUUGGCCGACAUUGAAUUAACUCCCGAGGAGAUCGCUGAUAUUGAUGCUCAACUGGAGGUUACCAUUGACUUGGAGGCCGUGGAUGCCAUCUGUGAGCAAGGCGAGCCAUUGUCGGUUAGCGUGUUACCGCCACCACGUGAGUUUGAUCCACAAAUGCUUACAUGGAAGGGGGGUAGUGUGUUUGGUCGACUCAAAGUUGUUCAAGAAUUAUGGAUAACCAAAAACGAUUGGGAAAUGUUGGCACUGAGGUGUUUGUAUUACAAGCUGUUAUGGCAGUAUUGA